Molecule: messenger RNA, 1719 nt
Organism: Pseudocercospora fijiensis CIRAD86
Lineage: Eukaryota; Fungi; Ascomycota; Dothideomycetes; Mycosphaerellales; Mycosphaerellaceae
Exons: 5
Coding region: 1-1719 (572 amino acids)
Molecular function (GO): carboxylic ester hydrolase activity
Source: RefSeq, a predicted model, not a curated record
AUGGACAAGUACUUUGCAAUGGAGAAGAAUAUUUUGCCAUUUGCAACUAUGGCACAGCAGUCUGGGAAAAAGUACCCGAGGGCUCCUGUCCCAACACCAAAGUCGUCACCUUCAUGCUACCUUGGAGGCGGUCCAACAGCAACAAUCGAGAACGGCAUAGUCCACGGCCUCACAACUUCCUUACCCGCAGCAACCGCUCCCGUGAACAAAUUCCUCGGAAUUCCCUUCGCAAAGAGCCCCCCAACAAGGUUCGGACCACCAGAGCCAGCACCACAGUCCCAAGCAAUCCUCAACGCGACUGCCUGGAGUCCUGCCUGUCUCCAACAAUUCGUCUAUCCAAUCUACGUCCAAAAAUUCACCGAAUAUGUCUUCAACAACCCAAACCCCGAAGAAAGCGAAGACUGUCUAUAUCUCAACGUCUACGCUCCAAGUUCUCCAGCACCGUGCGAUGGCAGACCUGUCAUGGUUUGGAUUUACGGAGGAGCACUACAAUUCGGAAACGCAGGACAACCUUAUUACGACGGCAGUUCGUUCGCCGCAUACGAAGAUAUAAUCGUCGUAACAAUAAACUACAGAACCAACAUCUUCGGCUUCGCCACAACCCCCGAACUCCCCCUCACACAACGAAACCUGGGGUUUUUAGACCAACGCUUCGCCCUCGAAUGGGUACAACGCAACAUCCAAAACUUCGGAGGUUCGCCAGAGAAAGUGACGGUUUUGGGGGAAUCGGCGGGCGCCUGGUCUGUCGACACUCUCCUCACUUCAUACUCUCGCGACGACGAAAAACCUCCUCCGUUCCGCGCCGCGAUUCUGGAGUCAGGGCAGAUUUCGUAUAAUCCGCAGCCGAGACCGAGUACGUUUGAGAGUUGGUAUAGAGUUGCUGAGGUUUUGAAGUGUGAGGGAAGGUAUGAGAGUAAUUUGACGUGUUUGAGAGAGGCGGAUGCUAGGAUGAUCACGGAUGUUAUUGAGAAGGAAAGUCUGACUUUUAAUCCGGUUUGGGAUGAUUUUACUUUUUUUGUGAAUGCUGCGGAGAGGAGGGCGAAGGGGCAGAUUCCGAGGAUUCCGGUGCUUGGAGGGUCGAAUUCGCAAGAGGGACGAAUUUUCGAGAUCGGGGUGAAUAGUUCGGCGGCUUUCGUCGCAGAGAUUACCGCCAACUAUACACCUCUCGUCGAAACGAUCACAGCCGCAUAUCCUCUGAACGCGACCGACUCCGGGCCAACGGGAUAUGAGCAAGUUUCUCAAAUCUUCACCGAGUAUGUUUUCCAGUGCACGCAAGCGCUUUGGGCAAAUGCCUCUGCUGCGGCAGGAAUUCCUACUUGGCGCUACUACUUCAAUGCCUCCUUCUCCAACACCCAACCUGCACCAAAUCUCGGAGCGUUUCAUAGCAGCGAGAUUCCCAUCGUGUUCGGAACGUUCAAUCAGACCAAUAGCACGACGCAGGAAUAUGCUCUUUCGAGAACGAUGAUGGGAAUCUGGGCUCGAUUCGCCCGCAAUCCUGAAGCAGGUCCCGGUUGGAAUGCCAAUGGGACGCGCUCGGAAGGCAACUUCGAUCUUGCUGUUCUGGGCAAUCGAGGAAAUGUCCUCGGAUCUGGAGUGACUGUGAUCGACUCGCAAGAGGUCGAUUAUCGUUGCGGCCUGUUCCAUCUGACUUAUCAAGCGAUCGUGAACAUGGACCAGCAGAGCGCAGCUGAGGAAGCCGAGGCCGCUCAAUCGGGCUAA